AUGGAUUCCGACGUGGAUUCGGUCUUUGAUGACUUCCAGGAGGACGAGUCUGACGCCUACACCCCAGAGGCGAAACCCAAGGCUAAGGCCGCUCCAAACAAGACGGCCACUGCGAAACCUGCCAAGAUGAUCCAGACAACGCUCACUGGCGGCAAGGCCGCGCCAAAAAAGCGCCCCAAGCAGGAGAGCGACGCCGAGGACGACGGACUGGGCGCCAGUACGCCGCCAAAAAAGCAGAAAAAGGCACCGGUGAAGAAGUCAAGCAACAAGCCUCUCGCCCCUAUCGAGAACGAGAGCGUGGUGAUUGACGACAACGACGAUGACGCGCCGAUCGCCAAGCCCGCCCCCAAGUCCACCAAGUCCGCCACGGAGACGUACCAAAAGCUCACUCAGCUCGAGCACAUCAUAAAGCGCCCCGACACCUACAUUGGCUCCGUCGAGCGCAUGGACCAGAAGAUGUGGGUGUUUAACAAGGCCGAGAAGCUGAUGGAGAACCGCACAAUCUCCUACGUCCCCGGCUUGUACAAGAUCUUCGACGAGAUCCUCGUCAACGCCGCAGACAAUAGCCAGAGAGACUCGUCUAUGACGUAUCUCAAGGUCAACGUCGACCGCGCGACGGGCGAGAUCUCGGUCGAGAACAACGGCAAGGGCAUUCCCAUCGAGAUCCAUGAGAAGGAGAAGUGCUACAUCCCCGAGCUCAUCUUCGGCCAUCUCCUGACUGGUUCCAACUACGACGACAACGAGAAGAAAACCGUUGGUGGCCGCAACGGUUACGGUGCGAAGCUCACCAACAUCUUCAGCCAGCGUUUCACCAUCGAGCUGCAGGACUCCCACAACGAGAAGCGGUACAAGCAGACCUGGACGGACAACAUGAGCAAGAUGGAGAAGGCCAAGAUCACGACCAGCAAGUCCUCCGACUUCGUCAAGGUUUCUUUCCUGCCCGACUACAAGAGGUUCGGCAUGGAGAACGGAAUCGAUGACGACCUGGAAGCGCUGAUCUACCGCCGCGUCUACGACAUGGCCGGCACCGUGUCCGGCGUCAAGGUCUGGCUGAACGGCGAGCACCUCAAGAUCAACUUCAAGACGUACUGCGAGCUGUACGCCAAGUCCAUUGCCAAUGAGCGCGGCGAUGCCGCCGUCGACGGCGAAAAGCCGGUAGCCAAGGUCGAGUUCGACCAGGUGAGGGACAACGGCCGGCUGUGGCAGAUUGGCUUCACCGUCUCGGACGGCUCGUUCCAGCAAGUCUCGUUCGUCAACAACAUCGCCACCACGUCCGGCGGCACGCACGUCAACUACAUCGCCGACCAGAUCUGCGAGGCGCUCGGCAAGGAGCUGAACAAGAAGAAGAAGGGCCACUCGCUGAAGCCGUCGCACUUCCGCAACCACAUCUUCAUCUUCAUCAAUUGCCUGAUCGACAACCCGUCCUUCAACUCGCAGACCAAGGAGCAGCUGACGACCAAGAUCAGCGCCUUCGGCAGCAAGUGUGUUCUCAGUGACCAGUUCCUCAAGAAGGUCAAGGCUUCCGAGGCCAUCGCGAACAUCAUGGAGUUCGCUGACAGGAAGGCCGACAAGAUGAUGGCCAAGAGCGACGGCAACAAGCGGUCCCGCAUCAGCAACGACAAGCUCAUCGAUGCCAACUGGGCCGGCACCAAGCGCGGCCACGAGUGCACCCUCAUCCUGACCGAAGGCGAUUCGGCCAGGGGUCUGGCAGUUGCCGGCCGUGCCGUCUUGGAUCCGGAUCGCAUCGGCGUGUUCCCGCUCCGCGGCAAGAUGCUCAACGUCCGCGAUGCCUCGAUCGAUCAGAUCAUGAAGAACAAGGAAAUCGAGAACAUCAAGAAGUUCCUCGGCCUCAAGCACAAGCAGGAGUACAAGGACACCAAGGGCCUCCGGUACGGUCACCUGAUGAUCAUGGCCGAUCAAGAUCUCGACGGGAGCCACAUCAAGGGCUUGCUCAUCAACUUCCUCGAGGUUCAGUUCCCCUCGCUGCUGCGCAUCGACGACUUCUUCCAGGAGUUCAUCACUCCCGUCGUCAAGGUCUGGCAGGGCAACAACCCGAAGAAGCCCCAGAACCUCAAGACCUUCUUCAACAUACCGCAGUAUGAGGCUUGGAAGGAAGAGCACAAAUCCCAGCUGCGGAAGUGGAACUACAAGUAUUUGAAGGGGUUGGGUAGUUCCUCCAACGAGGACGCCCAGAUCUACUUCAAAGACCUGGACCGCCAUCUAAAGAAGUUUGAGGUCUUGAAGCCCGAGGAGUCGCAGCUGUUCGAGCUGGCCUUCUCCAAGAAGAAGGCCGAUGCUCGGAAGGAGUGGCUGGGCAACUUCAUCCCCGGAACCUAUCUCGACUCGACCGCCAGCCGGAAGACCUACACCGACUUCGUCCAGAAGGAGCUGAUCCUCUUCAGCAUGGCCGAUAACAUGCGAUCCAUUCCCUCCAUGAUCGACGGUCUGAAGCCCGGUCAGCGCAAGGUGAUUUACGGCGCCUUCAAGCGGAACCUCGUCAAGGACCAGAAGGUCGCCGAGCUGGCGGGUUACAUCAGCGAAGUCGCCGCAUACCACCACGGAGAACAGUCGCUGCAGCAGACAAUUAUCGGUCUGGCGCAGAACUACGUCGGCUCCAACAACGUCAACUGCCUGGAGCCCAGCGGUAACUUUGGUUCUCGUCUCGCGGGUGGCUCGGAUGCUGCCAGCGCCCGUUACAUCCAUACGCGGCUGUCGCCUUUCGCCCGGCGCGUGUUUUCCAAGCUCGACGAGCCAAAUCUCGAGUACCAGUUCGACGACGGCAACAUGAUCGAGCCUAAGGUCUAUGUUCCGGUUAUUCCGAUGGUCUUGGUCAACGGCGCCGACGGUAUCGGCACGGGCUGGAGUACCUCGAUUCCCAACUAUCACCCCCUCGAGAUCGUCGAGAACCUGAAGCGGCGCAUGGGCAGGCUCGACCCUGCGGAUCCUGAGGAGAAGCCGUUCAAGCCCAUGACUCCCUGGUUCCGGGGCUGGAAAGGUGUAGUUGAGCCCGACGGCCCCAACAGGUUCAAGUUCAACGGCAUCAUCAAGCAAGACGAGCAGAAUCCUAACGAGAUUCACGUCACUGAACUGCCCAUCCGGAUGUGGACCGAUGAUUUCAAGUCCAGGCUCGAGGACAUCAUCCGCGCCGAGAAGACUCCCUCCUUCAUCAAGGACUACAGGGAGUUCAACGACCACCAGAACGUCCAUUUCGUCAUCGAGAUGGAAGACAAGCACCUGAAGGCGGCGCUUGACGAGGGCUUGCUGGAGAAGUUCAAGCUCACCAAGACCAUCACAACCACGAACCUCGUCGCCUUCAACACCCGCGGCCAGAUUCAAAAGUACGAAAGCCCGGAGGAGAUCAUGGAGGAGUACUACCAUUAUCGUCUGAAGAUGUAUACUGAGCGAAAGACUCACUGGCUUGGCGUCUACCACGCCGACUAUCGGAAGCUGCAGAACCAGUACCGGUUCGUCUCUGAGAUCAUUGAGAACAAGCUCGUGGUCAACAAGAAGAAGAAGGCUGUGCUCGUGCAGGAGCUCCGCGACCGCAAGUACGAGGCGUUCCCUCCCAGGGACGACAAGAAGGUCAAAUCAACCGACGAGGAGCUUGGCAAGGACGAUGCCGAAGAGGAGGAAGACGAAGCCUCUGGUGGCGCUCGCGACUACGACUACCUUCUCUCGAUGCCUAUUUGGUCGCUCACGAAUGAGCGUCUCGAGAAGCUCAAGAACCAGAUUGCGGCGAAGAAGGCUGAGUACGACGAGCUCAACGCUUUGAGCGAGAAGGAUCUAUGGGUUCGGGACCUGGACGACUUUGUCGAGGAGUGGCACACCCAGCUCAAACUGGAAGAGGAGAUCACUACCGGCAUUCGGAGAAUGGGCCGCCGCACGUCGCAAAAGAUCGGCGCUGGAAGGGGCCGGCGGCCCCGUGAUGACGACGACUAUGAGCCCGAAAAGAAGACCAAGCCCAAGGCUCCGAAGGCCGAGAAGGUUGAGACCAAGACGCAUCAGAGGUUCACCGAGAAGUUCCAAGCGGCUGCCAAGCCCAAGUCCCAGACCGACCUCUCGGAUGACGAUUUUGCUUUGCUUGGCAAAAAGGCGGCAGUAAAGGAGGAGUCCGAGCCUCCUGCUUCCCUCCCAGAUGCCGCCGGCGCGCGCAGCAAGCGUGCGGCCGCCGCCAAGCCCAAGUACGUGCUGAGCGACGACUCGGAUGAUGACGACUUCAUGGACUUGGGCAAACCCGAAGUAAAGGACGAGCCGGAGUCCGAGCCAGAGAAAGUGGUCGAGAAGCCAGCGAGGCGGGCAGCUGCCAAGUCAAAGCCGUCGUACGUAGACGAGGAGUUCGGCUCCGACAGCGAUGACGACGAUGACAAGAUGCUCGGCGACGUCGGCGCCAUGGUCAAGGGCAUAGGGGUGCCGGCCACCUCGAGCAGCAACGGAGGCAGGCUUAGUCUGUUUGCCAUGUCCCGGCCCGAGGCAGGCGACACGUCCGUCCCCAGGAUGAAGACUAAGCCGUCAAAGUCCAACAUUCUCGACUCGGACGAUCACGACGACACCAAUUACGAGGCCCUCGCCAUGUCGUCACCGCGCAAGUCCACCAAGACUGGCGAUCUGGAUGACUUCCUGUCCGACGACGACCUGCCCGCCGUGACCAAACCCGCCGCCAAGCCUGCCCCUCAAACAGCCGCCGCAAAGGCCAAGGCCCCCCUGAGCGUGGUUCCCGUGGCCGCCAAGAAGCGCGGGCGCCCGCCAGGGUCCAAGAACAAGCCCAAGGGCGGCGACGACGCUCCCGCCCCCAAAGCCAAAGCGGCGGCUGCGUCGUCCAAGCCCAAGCCAGCGCACCUCUCGCCCGCCGCCAAGGCCUACGCCGCGAAGAAGGCCAAGACGAGGAAGUUCCUCAGCGACGACGAAGACGACAUUGUCGACGAGCCCGCUAGCCCGGCGGCGCCGGCGCCGGCGCCCAAGGCCAGGCCGGGGCGCGCGGCCGCCGCAAAGGCCAAGCCGAUCUACAUUGACGACUACGAGGACGACGAGGACGACUCGUUUGUCAAUGGCGGCGGGCGCCGCAGGGGCAAGAAGGAUGAUGACAGCGAUGCGUUUGACAUGGACGAGGACAGCGAGUAG
This is a messenger RNA of Thermothielavioides terrestris NRRL 8126, 5118 nucleotides long. Its product is annotated as DNA topoisomerase 2-like protein. Gene Ontology annotation, molecular function: DNA binding; ATP binding; DNA topoisomerase type II (double strand cut, ATP-hydrolyzing) activity. NCBI's taxonomy places the organism in Eukaryota, Fungi, Ascomycota, Sordariomycetes, Sordariales, Chaetomiaceae. The transcript is spliced from 4 exons. Gene Ontology annotation, cellular component: nucleus. The coding region runs from base 1 to 5118 and encodes 1705 amino acids. Gene Ontology annotation, biological process: resolution of meiotic recombination intermediates; sister chromatid segregation; DNA topological change. The record is from RefSeq and is a predicted model, not a curated record.